Molecule: messenger RNA, 3439 nt
Organism: Zingiber officinale
Lineage: Eukaryota; Viridiplantae; Streptophyta; Magnoliopsida; Zingiberales; Zingiberaceae
Product: kinesin-like protein KIN-7D, chloroplastic
Exons: 23
Coding region: 241-3222 (993 amino acids)
Biological process (GO): microtubule-based movement
Molecular function (GO): ATP binding; microtubule motor activity; microtubule binding
Source: RefSeq, a predicted model, not a curated record
AGAGAGAGAAGAAAGCGAGCCUUUUUUUUUUCCUUUAUAUUUUUUUCGCAAGACGGGAACGAGAAAACCCUCAAAAUCUGCUGCUCUUCCUUCGCCCAAACCUUCUCCGCCUCGUUCCGGCUCCCUCUCGAUCGAUUGGAGCCAAUGCAGCUCCGAUUCAAGCUCUUGUGCGUGUCAGGCUGAGCUCGGUGAUCUCUUGGGCGUGGUUCUUAAGACUAUAGGCUUCGGAUCGACCUCGGUAUGGCGUCGCGGUACGAUUCGAGGCAGAGGAGAACGGUGCAGUCGCCGGCGUCGUAUAAGCCUGCUAAUUCUCCGACUUCGUCCACGACCUCGUCGUUCAGGCAGGUACCCGAGGCCUCCGCCGAUGGGCAGAGCUCGCCAGCGUCGUCGACGGCGAGAGGCAAGCCGCAGUACUUCUUUCCAGACAGCGAGGUGCUGGACGCGGAUGGAUCGAAGGAGAAUGUGACGGUUACUGUUCGGUUCCGGCCGCUCAGUCAACGUGAGAUUCGUCAGGGAGAGGAGAUUGCCUGGUAUGCUGAUGGGGAUACCAUCGUUCGAAGUGAACAUAAUCCGACUCUUGCAUAUGCUUAUGAUCGAGUUUUUGGGCCUACAACAACAACACGCCAUGUAUAUGAUGUGGCUGCUCAGCAUGUUGUCGGUGGUGCUAUGGAGGGUAUCAAUGGCACAAUUUUUGCUUAUGGAGUUACAAGCAGUGGCAAAACACAUACAAUGCAUGGAGAUCAAAGAUCCCCAGGAAUCAUACCAUUGGCUGUAAAAGAUGCAUUUAGUAUCAUCCAAGAGACUCCAAGUCGUGAGUUUCUUCUUCGUGUAUCAUACCUGGAAAUAUACAAUGAGGUUGUCAAUGAUUUACUAAAUCCAGCAGGACAGAAUCUGCGAAUCAGGGAGGACACUCAGGGUACAUUUAUUGAGGGUAUUAAGGAGGAAGUAGUAUUGUCUCCUGCACAUGCACUCUCCCUUAUUGCAGCUGGAGAAGAGCAUAGACAUGUCGGAUCCAAUAACUUCAAUUUGCUAAGCAGCCGAAGUCAUACAAUUUUCACACUGACAAUAGAGAGUAGCCCAUGUGGUGAUUGUGGUGAAGGGGAAGCAGUUAACUUUUCCCAGCUAAACCUCAUCGAUCUGGCAGGUUCAGAAAGCUCAAGGGCUGAGACUACUGGAGUACGACGGAAAGAGGGAUCUUAUAUAAAUAAGAGCCUAUUAACUCUUGGAACUGUUAUUGCAAAAUUAACUGAUGGAAAAGCUACACAUAUCCCAUAUAGAGACUCAAAAUUAACACGACUCCUCCAAUCCUCUUUAAGUGGUCAAGGGCGUGUAUCUCUCAUAUGUACAGUUACUCCAUCAUCAAGCAAUGCAGAAGAAACACACAAUACACUGAAGUUUGCUCACCGUGCAAAAUGCAUUGAGAUUCAAGCUUCUCAAAAUAAAAUACUUGAUGAAAAGUCUCUAAUAAAGAAAUACCAAAAUGAGAUACGUUGUUUGAAGCAAGAGCUAGAUCAGUUAAAGAAAGGGAUUGUGACUGUUAAUCCGCAUAAAGAUACCGGAGAAGAUGAUAUCUUUAUCUUGAAACAGAAGCUAGAAGAUGGUCAUGUCAAGCUACAAUCAAGACUGGAGCAGGAAGAAGAAGCUAAAGCUGCUUUAUUGGGAAGGAUACAACGUUUAACCAAAUUGAUUUUGGUGUCUACGAAAGCAAGUCAAUCUCCAAGAUUUCUUCAGCACCCUGGUUCUAGACGAAGGCAUUCUUUUGGAGAGGAGGAGCUUGCAUAUCUCCCAUAUCGAAGGCGAGAUAUGAUAUUAGAUAACGAAACUGCCGUCUUUUAUGCUCCAAUUGAAGGAUUUGGUGAAACUAAUGAUGAUAUUUUGAAGGAAGAGAAGAAGAAUAGAAAACAUGGGCUUCUAAACUGGUUCAAAUCGCGGAAACGAGAUGGUGGGACAGCAUUGACUAGUUCAGAUGGUGACAAAUCAAGUGGGACAAAAUCACACACAACACCAACUCCUCAAGCAGAGAGCACACACUUAUCUUUUGAGAAUGGUUUAUCAAAUUCCUUAGUACCAGAUAGUAUUCCUGCUGAUCUUCUUUUGGAGGUUGACCAUGAUAGAGAACUUCCUGCCGACAAUCUUUCUUCCCAAGAGACACCAAUGACAAGCAUCAAAACUAUAGAUCAUCUUGAAUUGCUUAAAGAGCAGCUAAAGAUUCUCGCCGGAGAAGUGGCACUUCAUUCGAGUAUUCUAAAGCGACUUUCUGAUGAAGCUGCUAAGAACCCAAAGAAUGAACAGAUUCAAAUGGACAUGAGGAAGGUCAAAGAAGAGAUAAAAGUAAAGAACCAGCAAAUCAUAUCUUUGGAAAAGCAGAUGGCUAACUCUCUCUCAGUGUCUCACAAUAGUAUGCGAAACUCGGGAGUUUCACCUUCGUAUACAGAAUUACAAGAACAACUAAAUGAGAAAACUCUUGAACUCGAGGUAAAGACUGCAGAUAACAGUAUUAUACAGGAUCAACUGCUGCAAAAGAUACACAAAUGUGAAGAACUGCAAGAAACUAUUACUUCCUUGAAACAACAACUUGCACAAGCACUUGAAAUGAAGGAUUCCUCAAUGAAUGUCAAAUCACAGUAUCAUUUUGAGGAAACAUUCUUUCAUGAGAUGAGAACAAAGUCUGAAGAUGGUUUGUUGAAUGAUACAUCAUCAAAAUUGCAACACGAAGAGGAUCUGGUAUCUGAAAUCAAAGAACUAAAACAGAAAGUAUCCGAACUAACAGAAGCAAAUAGCCAGUUAGAAGCUCGAAACCAGAAGUUGGCAGAGGAGGGUGCAUAUGCUAGAGGGUUGGCUUCAGCUGCCGGUGUGGAAUUGAAGGCAUUAUCUGAGGAAGUCACAAAACUUAUGAACCACAAUGAGAGACUGGCUGCUGAAUUGGCCUCUACUAGAAACUCCACUCAGCGCAGAGCAAGCAGUGUACCAAGGAACACCAGAAGGGAAUCUCACAUAAAGCGGCACGAACCUACCAUAAAGAGAGAAGUAAAUGCUAGUUACGAAAGAGAGCUAGAAGCUGCCCUUCUUGAAAAGGAGCAAAGAGAAGCAGAGAUACAGAAGAAACUCGAGGAAUCCAAACAGAAGGAAGCCUUCUUAGAAAAUGAACUAGCAAACAUGUGGGUCCUCGUGGCUAAGCUGAAGAAACCUCAAGGAAAUGAACCUGAAGUUUUGGACUACUAGCGAGUGCAGUCAGUGUUCCUUAUGGCCAAAUAGCCUGUGUCGUGUAUAGAAAACAUUGUAAAACAUUGAGCUCUCAUAGUUUUAUUUUUGUGGAUUGUUUCGGUCCUCGUUUUCAGUUUCUCAUUUUCAAAAAUAGGUUGCGGCCAUCGGAUGGCAUUGGUAUUGUAACAAAAUACCUGUUUCCUUUCAUGAAGAUUUUUGUAACAUUGAAGGAUUA